Phialemonium atrogriseum is the source of this 402-nucleotide messenger RNA. RefSeq lists its product as uncharacterized. The transcript is spliced from 4 exons. NCBI's taxonomy places the organism in Eukaryota, Fungi, Ascomycota, Sordariomycetes, Cephalothecales, Cephalothecaceae. The annotation marks the transcript as partial. The record is from RefSeq and is a predicted model, not a curated record.
AUGUACAAGUACAUGAGCAACUCCUAUUCUCUCGCUCAAAUAACCUCUGGAAGUGAGCUCUAUCUAACCUCGUCGUACUAUUCCAAAAACGGCGAGUAUGGCUAUGCUAAGGUGAUGCAGAUCAUUGAGUUCCAUUCCACAGAUCGUGUGGGGGAAGCGAUUGGGGAGGCGGUUCCAAUCUGUAUCAGGGUGGAAGUGUGGAGAUUUGUGAACUUGGUAUCACGAGUUGCUCCGAGGGCGGAAAAGCUUGGAGAUUGGAUCUUGGAUUUGAUGGCAGCGGUUGACAGGGGAGGACGUGAGGUUGAAGUUCCGGGGGAAGAAGCAUAUUAUAAGGUCAGAACUAUUUACUUUAACUAUUGCGUUACGUUAAUAUUAAUCUUGACAUGGCAACCAAGCGUCUAU